AUGUACUCUCUCGCUUUCUUUCUUGUGUACUCAUUCUCAUUCUCUGUCUUUUUGCUUCUCUCGUUUUCUUUCUCUUUCUUUCUCCCUCUCUCUCUCUCUUUCCCUGAUAUAUGCACAUGGAGGAAGAAUACCUCAUUUCUGGUUCCUCUCCAUUACUCGACACCGAUUUAUUUCAUCGCGCUGGUCGUUCAAUUAGCUUCAUUCAUUCAUUCAUUCUCUAUUUCUAACUUUUUCUUUAUUUUUAUUACUUUUUCUCUCACCCAUUUUCUGAUCCUUUCUAUAUUUUUUAUAUUUCACUUUUUCUUCCUUUCCUUCUUUCUUUCUUUUUAUAUUUGUCUUUUAUUUUCUUCGUUGGGAUUCUUAUAUUUUCCAUCAUUUUUUAUUUUAUUUUUUGUGGUCACUGCUUUUAUUUUCAUACCCAAAUACUUUCUCUCUUUCUUUCUCUCUUUCUUUCUUUCUUUCUUUCUUUUCUUUUCUUUUCUUUUCUUUUCUUUCUUUCUAUUUUAUUAUAAUCUUCUACUACACCUUUGUUUGAUUUGGCCUUUCUUUUUUCUUUCUUUCUUUCUUUCUUUCUUUCUUUCUUUCUUUCUUAUAAUAAUUCCCUAUCCCAUCAUUUUUUAA
Molecule: messenger RNA, 621 nt
Organism: Acanthosepion pharaonis
Lineage: Eukaryota; Metazoa; Mollusca; Cephalopoda; Sepiida; Sepiidae
Source: the annotation of a GenBank genome assembly